AUGCGUCUUCUCAAAAGAAGAAAACCCACCAAACUCAAAAUUAUCGAUGGCAUGGGAAAAACCAUCUACAAACCUGCAGAGCAAACCGAAAUAAUUGCUGAUCACUUCGAACGUCAAUUUAAUCUGAACACUGACGAUAUUGACCCCUUUACAUGCACAUCAGCACCUCUCAAUAAGCCAAUCGCAGUUGAGGAAGUCAUCCAAGCUGCCAAGAAGCUUAAGAAUUGUCGGGCAGCUGGACCUGAUAACAUCAAUGCAGAACUGAUCAAGUAUGGCCCAAUACUACUCAUGGAAAAACUGACGACCUCGUUCAAUGAGAUGUUCGCAACCAAUGACCUGCUCCCACUGGGCUCAGGCACACUCAUCCCGAUACAAAAGGCCAACAAAACCUCCGGACCGGUGGAAAAUCUCCGUCCCGUAAUACUACUGAACACUCUGAGAAAACUUUUCUCACUCAUUACACUCGGUCGCAUAACCCGAACUGUUAAUGAAUAUCUCUCUCCCAGUCACAGUGGAUUCAGGGCUGGAAGAUCCACAGCUGAUAUAGUCUGGAGUCACAGAUGGCGCUGCGCUGUCCAGCAAAAAUUUAAAAAAUCUACGGUUAUCCUUGGUAUCGAUAUGUCAAAGGCUUUUGACUGUGUCCGUCGUGACCUACUUAUCGGGGUUCUGGAAAGCUUCCUAGAGGUGGAUGAAGCUGAAGCUUCACUUUUACCACUUCAACUUUUAAAACAAGGAGCUAAUGAAGAGAAAGCAGAAACAGCCCGUCUAGAUCAAGGAAGUCUUGAGUCUAUUCAGAUUAUUAAAAAACUUGGAGGCACUUUGAGAGAUUCGUUUUUGGACGAUGGAGUUGCGAAGGGAGAAGCCUGUUCACUGGUUAUUCGAGGGGCUACACAACAAAUUAUUGAUGAAGCAGAUCGUUCCGUGCACGACGCUCUUUGUGUGUUGUACAGAACUGUGAAUGACACCAAGAUUCCAAGUGUGAUUGCUGACAAUGGUGGGUAUGACAGUAUGGAUUUGAUACACCAACUGAGAGCAGCACAUCGCCAGGGACUGUCAACCUAUGGACUAGAGACGUCUAGUCAGGAACAAGACAAAAUAACUUAUCAUGUGGAAAGAGAAAAUUGUGAAAGUUAG
Messenger RNA from Octopus sinensis (East Asian common octopus), 1134 nucleotides. RefSeq names its product T-complex protein 1 subunit beta-like. The transcript is spliced from 6 exons. The record is from RefSeq and is a predicted model, not a curated record. The coding region runs from base 1 to 1134 and encodes 377 amino acids. Lineage: Eukaryota; Metazoa; Mollusca; Cephalopoda; Octopoda; Octopodidae.